Helianthus annuus (common sunflower) is the source of this 1392-nucleotide messenger RNA. Its product is annotated as protein arginine N-methyltransferase PRMT10. Gene Ontology annotation, biological process: peptidyl-arginine methylation. The coding region runs from base 82 to 1227 and encodes 381 amino acids. The record is from RefSeq and is a predicted model, not a curated record. Gene Ontology annotation, molecular function: protein-arginine N-methyltransferase activity. NCBI's taxonomy places the organism in Eukaryota, Viridiplantae, Streptophyta, Magnoliopsida, Asterales, Asteraceae. Gene Ontology annotation, cellular component: nucleus. The transcript is spliced from 7 exons.
UAAAGUUCCCUCUUUCACACCAAAAUUUCAAUCGCUGUCGUUCUUCUUCCGUCUCCCUCCAUAAUUCCACCUUACAAACACAUGGAAAACACGGCGAACGGCGGCGCCGGAGACAAGGUUACGGCCACCAGCAGCAAUGGCGUGGCCACCGUGGACAAAGGCGUGGAUUUCGCCAACUAUUUCUGCACUUACGCCUUUCUUUACCACCAGAAAGAGAUGCUUUCUGACCGCGUUCGAAUGGAUGCUUAUUACCACUCCGUUUUCAACAACAAACACCACUUCAUCGGAAAAACUGUGUUGGAUGUAGGAACAGGUAGUGGCAUUUUAGCAAUUUGGUCAGCUCAGGCAGGGGCAAAGAAGGUAUACGCUGUGGAAGCUACUAAAAUGGCUGAACAUGCACGCGAGCUCGUUAAAGCCAAUAACCUUCAAGACAUUGUUGAAGUAAUCGAGGGUUCAAUCGAAGAUAUAACCUUACCCGAAAAAGUCGAUGUCAUCAUCUCCGAGUGGAUGGGAUAUUUUCUUCUGCGCGAAUCUAUGUUCGAUUCUGUUAUCUGCGCGCGUGAUCGCUGGCUGAAACCAACCGGUGUCAUGUAUCCCAGCCAUGCUCGCAUGUGGUUAGCACCGAUCAGAACCGAAAUAGCCGAUCAAAAACUGAACGAGUACGAAGGAUGUAUGAACGACUGGCACGGUUUCGUUACCGAAACGAAAUCUUGUUAUGGUGUGGAUAUGAGUGUUUUAACAAAAUCGUUCUCCGAAGAGCAAAAAAAGUACUACUUGCAGAAUUCUAUGUGGAACAACCUGGAUCCAGAUCAAGUAAUUGGAACAGGUGCUAUUUUGAAAGAGAUUGAUUGUUUAACGGUUACCGUUGAUGACAUUCUCAAAGUUGAAGCUAGUAUAUCGUCAACGAUUAACAGAGAGGACACGUGGCUAUGUGGAUUUGGUGGCUGGUUCGAUGUCCAUUUUAAAGGAAGGACCGAGAAUCCUGCUGAGUGUGAGGUCGAGUUGACAACGGCCCCGAGCAUUGAGGAUGGCACACAUUGGGGUCAACAGGUCUUUCUUUUGAACCCGCCUGUUCGUGCAAACGAAGGGGAGGAGAUCCGUGUUAAUUUUUCAAUGAGCCGAUCUGAAGCAAAUCAUCGGUUAAUGAACGUUGAUCUCGGGUAUGAAAUUAAGUUAUCAUCUGGUAAGACGUUGCCACAUGUCGGAAACAAGUUCUAUAUAGAAUGAAACCGAACAAAACGACCAUCAUUAUCAACCAUUCUAAAGAGGAUGGUUAUGAGAUUAUACUUUAAAAGAGUGACAAUACUUUGCUAUGAGACAUUUGCAGAAAUUUACCAGCUUUUUCCCACUGUGCUGUUAUUUUUGCAAUGUUAUAUGGUAUUAUUAUUAUUU